AUCCAAGACCAUAACGACAAAAACAAUACAUCUAAAGAUAGACAUAUACCUCCCAAAUAGUUAUGACACGUAAGUAAUAAUAUUCUCGUAUACGACAACAACAACAACAACAACGCAUAAUCGUGUCGCAUAUAUUGGCCGUGACGUCGUCGUCGUCGUUGCUCAUGACUACGGCGGUGCUGAAUUAUAAUUUAUAAUAUUUAAGUUUUAAUGUCGCGCUCCUAUUCCGGGCCGUAAUAAUUACGCGAUUUGCAAUUCAAAUCGGUCGGCAUUUUCACAUAACCGUCGCGCCGACCGGCGGUGUCAAUCGUAGUCGCACCGUCGGCCGGAGACCGUUUUUCAGCCGUACAACCGCGUCGCCCGACAACGAGACAUGACGACGACCGAGUCGGGUGAGAUGGAGUUUUUGUCGCCGUUUUGGAGCUGGAUCUGGUGGUCGGCGAACUUGGCGGCGAAUUGCGUGGGCGCGGCGGUCAUCACCCGCCGGUUGCUGGUGCCGUGGUCGUGCUGGCUGGGGCGCCGCGCCCUGUGCUGGUGCAGGUACGCCCUGUUCGGCGUCGCCGAUCCCGACCGACCGCGCGCCCCGCCCGCGUGUCGGUGCUGCGGUGGCGUGAACUUUGACGACAUGGCCGGCGGUUGGGCGGUGGUGACUGGUUGUACCGACGGGAUUGGCAAGGAGUACGCGAUGCAGUUGGCCGACCGGGGAAUGAAUGUGGUGCUGGUCAGUCGGAAUUCGGACAAGUUGCGAAACGUAGCGCAGCAGAUCUACGAACGGCACGAGGGUCGCGUGAAGACUAAAAUCGUCGUCGUGGACUUCACGUCGUUGGGCGGCGACGUGCCGCUGGCGAACAGUUACAACGAGUUGCGGCAAAAGCUCGGCCGCAUGGACGUCCGGUUGCUGGUGAACAACGCGGGCUUGAGUUACAAGCGACCCGAAAGGCUGCUCGACUUGGCGUCCACCUGUACCGGCGCACUUCCGGAUCCGUGUCGCGACGUGGUCGAGUGCAACGCGCUGGCCACCGUGGCCAUGUGCCGCAUAGUCAUGCCGCUGAUGGUCGGCAGUGGCGGCAGUGGCGGCGGCGGUGUGGACGGCGACGACGGCUGCGGCGGAGAAGACGCGGCCGAAAAAACGUCUCUUAAACGAGAGGACGGCGGCGGCGGCGUUGUCAUCAACGUGUCGUCAAUGGCGGCUCAGCUCCCGUGUCCGCUGCUCAGCGUUUACGGCGCCACCAAGGCGUUUAUGGAAAAGUUUUCGGUGGAGCUGGCAGCCGAGUACGGCGAAGCCGAGUACAGCGAAGCCGACUCCACCAGUCAGAUCGCGGUCCGAUGCCUGACUCCCAUGUUUGUGGCCACCAAGAUGAGUCAGAUGCGACCGACAGACACCACCGACACGAGUUGGACGUACGCGCCGUCAGCACGAUCGUACGCCAGACACUCACUCCGGGCGUUGGAAUGCCACUGCGCGUGCGGUCGGACGGCUCAGCGGCGACGGGACAGCGGUCGGUCCGACCGAAACGACCGACCUGGUUGGUUGGACCUCGUGGUCAGCGCCGUGGUCGACUCGCCGUCGUCACCGCUGUCGGCCGGACGGUCUGGAGUCACGACCGCCGGUUAUCCGUCGCACACGAUUUUGGCGAUGGCGAUAAACACAGUCCGGUGGUUGUUCGGCGACGAAUAUGUGUCAAACGCCGCUGGUCGAAUAAUGUGCGGUUACCGGGACCGAUUGGCGAACCAGGAUUUAGCCAAGAUGAAAAAACCUACUUCUAGCGCCAAUUUCGAGAACCAAAGUUACGGGUCUGGAAGUCACAAAUAGGUGCUAUCGAAUACAAGACCGAUAAUUACUUAGGCGGUGGACUGUCCUCGCAUCUCACGAUACCGAACAUAAUAGUACGUUUUAAAACAGUUUUCACGGGUAAAAUUUAUGAAAACAUAAUAUUUCCGGGGUGCCCUAAACCUUGAUCAGUCCUUAGAUAUGGGCAAUCGACUAUCGAAGAAUAAUUUAUAAUAUAUAACAAAGUGAUGUGAAUAAUAAUUGAAAGAUUUAUUUAUUUACUUUUUUUUUUUUACAUAAUAUAUAUUAUAAUAUAGUUAAUGGUUAUUAUAUUGUUUUUGUAUGACA
Messenger RNA from Aphis gossypii (cotton aphid), 2119 nucleotides. RefSeq lists its product as uncharacterized. The transcript is spliced from 6 exons. Gene Ontology annotation, cellular component: endoplasmic reticulum. The coding region runs from base 374 to 1813 and encodes 479 amino acids. NCBI's taxonomy places the organism in Eukaryota, Metazoa, Arthropoda, Insecta, Hemiptera, Aphididae. Gene Ontology annotation, molecular function: oxidoreductase activity. The record is from RefSeq and is a predicted model, not a curated record.